UUAGGAAAAGCUCACUGUUAGGAAACCUCUAUUAUUCACAUUCGUUGUGAUUGUCAUGUCAGGUGAUUUCGCUCACAUUUUAGAUGAAUUGUUGUGAAAUAAGUCGAGUAGUUCUCGCUCUGAAUUAUUGCUAAAAUUUACUCAAGUUGAUUCAAAAUUAAUUUUAAGCUGAUAUGCUGAAACCAAAGGCUCUAACUCAAGUACUUAGUCAAGCCAAUACUGGAGGAGUUUCCAGUACAUUACUCUUGAAUAGAGAAGGAACUUUGUUAGCGUACUCUGGUUUUGCUGGCAAAGAUGCAAAACUUACGGCUGCUAUAGCAAGCAAUAUAUGGAUGGCUUAUGAAAAAAAUGGAUGUUCUGUUCUUAAUAAUGAAUCCCUGAAGUUCAUCAUAAUUGAAUGUGAAGAGGGCUUUGUGGCAGUAACAGGUGUUGCGAAUCUUCUCCUUUGUCUACAGGCAGAUGCUGAUGUAGACUUAGGAAUAUUAAAAGCUAAAGCUGAAGCACUAGCAAAAUAUCUUGAAGUACCAUUGAUGCAAGUUUCUGCUUCUGUCUGAUUCAUUUUUUGUGUAAAUUUUAACUGUACUCCCGUAUUGUUAUUGUUUUUCAGAACUUUUUCAUUAAAUUAUUUUUAAUAAAAAUAUAAAUACUUUUUACUGCA
Molecule: messenger RNA, 658 nt
Organism: Uloborus diversus
Lineage: Eukaryota; Metazoa; Arthropoda; Arachnida; Araneae; Uloboridae
Gene: Lamtor2
Product: ragulator complex protein LAMTOR2-like
Exons: 3
Coding region: 174-554 (126 amino acids)
Biological process (GO): positive regulation of TOR signaling; cellular response to amino acid stimulus
Cellular component (GO): Ragulator complex
Molecular function (GO): molecular adaptor activity; guanyl-nucleotide exchange factor activity
Source: RefSeq, a predicted model, not a curated record